Messenger RNA from Ornithodoros turicata, 495 nucleotides. RefSeq lists its product as uncharacterized. The coding region runs from base 1 to 495 and encodes 164 amino acids. Lineage: Eukaryota; Metazoa; Arthropoda; Arachnida; Ixodida; Argasidae. The transcript is spliced from 2 exons. The record is from RefSeq and is a predicted model, not a curated record.
AUGGCGUUGACAACAGGCAUCCUGGCUCUGCUGCUUGCAGCGCACUGCAUGUUGGUCCCCACGCAUGUUGCUGAUGGCGCAACGGUAUGCCCAGGAGAGCCUACCACACCACCUCCAACCACUCCGCCACCAACAUGCCCACCAGGAGCUUCCACAUCACCGCCAACCAUGACCACACCUCCAGUCACGACCCCACCGCCAACCAUGACCACACCUCCAGUCACGACCCCACCGCCGGUCACGACCCCACCGCCAGUCACGACCCCACCGCCGGUCACGACCCCACCGCCGGUCACGACCCCACCUCCAGUCACGACCCCACCGCCGGUCACGACCCCACCUCCGGUCACGACCCCACCUCCGGUCACGACCCCACCACCAACAUGUCCCGGAGGAUCUACCACAAUGCCCCCAACCACAAUGCCCCCAACCACAAUGCCCCCAACCACUAUGCCCCCAACCACUAUGCCCACAACCACUACACCAGCAUGCUAG